CGUUGGGUCGCAACCGCCUUAUCAGAAGAAAAAGAAGUCGACACGUCAUCAAAAGGCGACUUGACGUGUUAUUUUGCGAUCGUGAGCGAGGCGUCGUUUCUGCAAAUGAAGUGUCCUGUUUGGUGUCUCCUCCUUUGCUACACCAUCGUUGUUUGAUCCCAGUUCAACCGCCAAUGAAUCCAUUGAUUAGACGGAGACUUCCUCUGUCUGUGAGGAGUCUUCUGACAGACAUCGGUCCGAAGGAGGAGUGGACUGACGCAGAGCCAGAGACAGUGACCAGAGAUGGGAUCCUGCUCCCGUCCCGAGGCGUUGUUUCUGGACAAGAGGAAUUUCUCAUGCCAUCCCAGGCACAGGAGGUGGAGUCUACAGAUCGGAGUAACACUGGGAGGAAUAUGGCUUGCAUGUUGUGUAAAUGUAAACCCUCUUGCUACACUUGUCCUCGGUGUAACCUGUGUUAUUGUGGCUUGGCCUGCUACCAGAGCCCAGCUCACUCUGUCUGCUCAGAAGCAUUUUACAAGGAAUCUGUUCUAGAGGAACUAAAGGAUAUGGGGAAGACAGAAGGCGAUGAGAGAAAGAAAAUGCAGGAGAUUCUUGUGGGACUCAGACAAAAGGCAAAAAGAAUAGAUGGGGGAAUGGAAAGAUUGUUAAAAGACGCAGGUAUUGUGUUAAACGACGCAGACGAGGAUGAAGAAGUGACAGCAGAGAAAAUUCAGGUUGUGGAGCUCCUGUCUGCGUUGGCCGAGCUCCAACAGUCUGGGGAGGGGAGUGUAACAGAGAUUGAGGUUAUUUUGAAAAAACUGGACGAGAUUGGAGGGGGGGAGUUUCUGCCCGGAGACAUAGAGGAGGAUGCUGAAAGUGCUGAAGGGGAACUGGACUUAGCGGAACGACUCUCAGGGAUGGAUAUAGAAAAACUUUCAGAAGAGGAGCUGUGGGAAAUUCUCAACAGCAAAGAGAAAGAGACGUUUAUUGACCUGAUGAAGUCUGGAGCACUUGGCGGGCUGGUUCCCCUGUGGAAGCCAUGGUGGGAGGAGCAUGACGGGGGAGGGACAGCACUGGUGGAGGAAGUGAGCAAACUGGAGAGCAAACAUUCAACAACUGCGGAUGAAGAGGAUGUUUAUAAUAAAGCCAAGACAUUGCAAGAAGUGGAUCACCAACAGGUCAAAACAGCUACAAAGUUGAGAAAGAUUAAAGGAAGAAACACAAAGGAAACAAUCAAGGUUAAGGGAUAUUCCACAGAUCCCACUGUGCCUUCAAUUUCUGCAAAAAUUCCAAAGUUGACUUCUUUAUGUGCAAAUCCAUCUCCCCUCAUAUGUUAUGGUUUGGCCAAUGCACUUUUCGGCUACACCUUCGCUCUGUGCCAUUUUAACGGUGACACUGAUUCACUGACAUUUGAGUUUUGUGACAUGAUUCUUGCUCUGUCGGAGGCCCUGAACUCAAGCAGGGUGUUCAGCUCUCUCCAAGAGACCUUGGACUGUGGAGAAACUCUCAUUUUUGGUGGAGGGUACCUCAACAAAGAGGAUCCUCUGGGCCCAACCAGGGCGGUUGAAGCUGUGGCUCACAUAAUGACUGGCAGAGAUGGAAAAGAUGCUACAGGAUAUUGCCUGGCAGCCCUGAGUCAGCUUCGCUCAGUUCUCUCCCAGGCCAGAACUACCCUAUCUAAAGAGGGAGAGGAAGGGGCAAGGAGGCAGAAGUACUUCCUGGCAAGCAAGAAGUGUGAAUUCUUUCAAGCCUGGGUGUUGGACAAUGCACCCCAGAUUCGUAGACUAGCUGUUGAGAUAUGGAAUGAACACAGUAAAAGACAGAAUGUAAGGAAUAGCCUGGAGAAAGCUAAGACUGCAGUUGAGGAGAACUUGAAGAAAGGGAAGAGUAGAGGGAAUAGUAAGUUGGUUGAAGAACUGAGCUAAUGAAAGAUUUUUUGGAAAUGUUAAAGGGGCUGUUAGCAAUUCUAAAGCAAAACACGUUUUGUAAAAAUCAGCUAAUAUUUUCUCACAAAACAAAUGGCUCGGGUCGUACCAACAAAACUGCAAGUGCAUUUUGUAAACAUCACGCGUUGACACCACGACAACAAGGAAAGAAACGCUAAAUCGCUUUAAACUGCCUCUUUAAUGUGUUCAUAUUGUAAUGGAAAUACAUGAGAAACUCAAUUAAAUUGUGUAAAACUGAAAAAAAA
Molecule: messenger RNA, 2170 nt
Organism: Scophthalmus maximus (turbot)
Lineage: Eukaryota; Metazoa; Chordata; Actinopteri; Pleuronectiformes; Scophthalmidae
Gene: znhit2
Product: zinc finger, HIT-type containing 2
Exons: 2
Coding region: 174-1904 (576 amino acids)
Source: RefSeq, a predicted model, not a curated record